This is a messenger RNA of Onychostoma macrolepis, 3305 nucleotides long. RefSeq names its product anoctamin 10b (gene ano10b). Gene Ontology annotation, biological process: chloride transmembrane transport. The transcript is spliced from 14 exons. Lineage: Eukaryota; Metazoa; Chordata; Actinopteri; Cypriniformes; Cyprinidae. Gene Ontology annotation, cellular component: plasma membrane. Gene Ontology annotation, molecular function: chloride channel activity. Bases 16 to 2298 code for a protein of 760 amino acids. The record is from RefSeq and is a predicted model, not a curated record.
GGCAGUAGGACCCAGAUGUGCUCAUACUGCAGAAGAGCUUCCACCAUCAGAAAAAAUGAAAAUGUCCUUCCACACCCUAAAGGCUGGGAGGAGAGACGUUCAACUGCAUUCUUCUUUCCUAGUAAACCAGCGAAUGGAUUGGCUCUGAACAGGUAUACUGGAGGGGGUGUGAACAUCAACAAAACUCAAGCGCUCCGACAGAAGAAGGUCCCUGGCUUGGACAGGGACACCAUGACGUCCCAGAAGGAACCUCAGGAGGGACUAUCAGCCCCGGCCAAGGUGACAGGACCCAGCUCCUGGUCCCGGGUCAGCUGCCCCUGCUGUAUCUCCAACCACAUAGAGCCACUGGUUCUGAUUCAGCUGGCUGAGAACAUCCAGCCCAUCACCAAACAGUGGAUCAUGUCUGUGAUAUCUGCACCUGUGAAGGCUGGAGGGGCUCAACUGUUAGUUCACCCCGGUGAGGACAUGAAAGGGGACAUGAUAGUUGUGGCGGCCCCUCGCUGUACCCUUCUCAGAGUGACUGAGGACCUGGGCCUCUGCAAAACCUACCAGGAUGGAAACAUGACGGCCUUCUCCUUUGAGGACCGUGACAACUUUUGCAACAUUGACAACAUGCAGCAGUUCCUGACGCUGGCCGAGAGGCAGUACAUCAUCAAACAUGAACUGGAUUCCAUGAGAGCCAUAGAGGACCAGCGUAUCCCAGGAAUCCCAGCACCCAAAGGGAAGCUGAAAGCCAGAGCGAGCAUCUUACAGAAGCUGGAGAAAGCAGGCGUGAUCCGUAACAUCACCCCUCUUCAUGAGCAGAAGCUGCUGUCGGCUCUGGGGAAGCAGUGGUACUCUCACAAGAGUCUGUGGGGGCAGCCUUUAGAUUCCAUCCACGCUUAUUUUGGUGGCACUAUAGCCUAUUAUUUCAGCUUCCUGGACUUCUACACUUUGUCAUUGUUUCCUCCAGCCAUCCUAGGCCUCUUCAUCACGUUUUUCCUCCCCAGCGCAAACUUCUCCAGUGGAAAUAAAACUGAGAGCGCACCGGCACCGCCGAAGGACCACGAUGGCCAGCCUUCAGUCAGCUCCUACAUGGUGCAGGCAGUCUUCAGCAUGCUGUGGUCCACGGUAUUCAUGGAGCUGUGGAAGAGGAGGAGCGCGGCUUUAUCCUAUCGCUGGGGCACUUUCAAUUUAGCUGAACAAUUUCAAGAGCCCCGACCAGGUUUCCAUGGAGAACUCAGCACCAAUCCGGUCACGGGCAGACUGGAGCCGCUGUUUCCCGAAUGGAAGAGGAGGCUUAGGAUAGGUCUGGUGUCAUUGCCUGUGGUCGGGGUGUUUUUGGGUCUGGUGGUCAUGGGAAUGGCAGGUUUCUACUUCUUUGAGCGCCUGAUCUCAAACUGGCACAAAGCAUCUGGAUCGUACUUCACAGCAGCCUUGCAAUAUCUCCCUUCUAUAGCCCAUAUUGUCUACACUAAUGUGCUGGGGAAUAUAUAUCGCAACGUGGCCUUGCAGCUGACAGAAGCGGAAAAUCAUAGGGAGGAAUCAUCUUUUGACUAUCAUCAUACCACCAAAGUCCUUGUGUUCACCUUUUUCAAUAACUUUGCUGUGCUGUUCCACAUUGCCUUCUUCAAGGAGGACAUGCCUCUUCUGCGCAAGAGGCUUUCCUCUCUUCUGAUCGUGACUCAAGUAGUGAAUCAGUUCACUGAGGUGGUGGUUCCUUUCCUGGUGGACCGUUUCAUCACAUCUGCAGACAGGAACCUGAAGGAAGAUGAUCCAGAGGUGGACCAUCUCCAGGCUCAGGGCAGUCUGCCAGCUUUCCCAGGCCUGUUUGCUGAGUACAUCGAGUUGCUGGUUCAGUUUGGCUACCUGAGCCUUUUCUCUUGUGUUUAUCCUCUUACUGCCCCUCUGUUACUGCUCAACAACCUCACAGAGAUCCGCACAGAUGCCUACAAGCUCUGCAAGCUCUUCAACAAGCCCUUUUCCGCCCCUGUGGCCAACAUGGGUGUAUGGCAGACGGCGUUUGAGGUGCUGAGUUUCAUCUCGGUCAUGUCUAACUGUUGGCUGCUGCUACUGUCGCCACAUGUAAAGGAACUCACAGAGGACGCCGGUUUCAGCAGCAGCAAAGUUCUCGUCAUUGCUGUCAUUGUGGAGCAUGCCCUGAUCAUGGUGAAAAUGAUUUUGGCCUUCAUGAUCCCUGAUGAACCGGAUUGGGUCAGAAUCAAGAGAGAACAAAUCGAGUAUCACUCCAUGCAAGCGCUUAAAAAACAGAGGAUCAUGCGCUGUCGUGUGGAGGAUAAAGUCCCUUUGAAGGCCUAAAUGGAAGAGUAACCAAAGACUAUUUCCAUAGAGACAAUCACAAGACGGGCGGUGCUUGGCUGUAAAGUCAUAUUUAGCUUGCUAAUAUACCAUAUGGCACAGUGUACCAAAGAUAGCUUUUAUAGUUUACAGGGUGUUUCAGCCCAAGUUAAUAAUUGUUUGCGUCAGUGGUACCCUUUUGAAAACUAUUGAAAGAGAUUAUUAAGGUCAAGGACGAUAAAAUUAUGAUAGUGGGUAAACAUGGAGACGUAUUGUGCUGUAUUAAUUAUUUUAAAACAAAAGUUCACCAUAAUCACUAUGGAAUAGCUCAUUUAAUUUUUUUCUUGCUGUUGUUUUGUUUGUAUAUUUGUUUUUACUUGAUUUGUUUUGUUAAUAUAUUGUGAUGAUUUUAACUUUUUGUCCUCAGUUGUAUUUUUACAUUUCAUCAAAAGUGAUCGUAUUAUUACAGCUGAUUUUGCUGGUAUGAAUAACCACCCAACGCUUGCUUCACUGAAUAUGUUAUGUAAAUGUUAAGUGAUGUAAGUGGCCUUGAAGAAACUGAUAAUAAAUAUUCAAAUGACUUUAAACUGAGAAAACCACAUCAUAAAAUAAAUAGCCAUACAUGAAGAUCACUGUGGUCUAGUGCUCUAAUUCUAAUAUAAAAAAAUAAAUAAGACAACACAAGUGUCAGUUUAAUCAAUUUUAAUAAAUAAAUAUAAAAAUAAAUUAAUCUCAUUGAGACACAGUCAUAGUUUUAUUAAGGGUCAAUGGGACUAUAGACAAACCCAAAUCCGACUUUUGCUGUAAAGUGAUUACAGAUGCUUUGAAGGAUGGAGACCCAUGUCAAAUGAGAAACAUCAAAACAAGAAAAUAAAAUGCUGAUUAUGAAAAUAUAGUGCAUGUCUGGUUUUAUGUAUAUAUCACUCUGCCCUCUGAUUGGUCCAGAAGGUUGUACUUCAUCCUAGGCCAGGAUGGCUGUUCCUUGAUUAAACAUAGAAUGGGAAUGAAAAUAAAAAUCUCAGAAGUUA